CCACGAGCAGAUGCCGACUUUCGAGAAUCCUCGAUGUCCAGAGCACGAGUGGGACGCCAGUUGAACCCAAUGCGAGCAUCGGACAGAAAACAUGUUCGGCAACAGUGUGGUUCAUGCGCCACGUUGCAAGGGUGUGACGGGCCUUUGAUUUGGCCUUGACUGAGUAUAUGAACCGGCGGGCGUUCCUCGCGGGUUCUUGUCUUUUUCUACAACCGUUGCCAUCGACUAUUUGGGUUCUCCUGCGUCUCAAGCUUACCUUUUCUCACCCACACACUGCCCCGACACUCGCUCAAGAUGCGUGCUUCCAUGCUGGUUUUCGCGUUCGCCGCAAUCAUCUACCCUGCCCUUGCCUUUAUUUACCCAGAAGCUGUGCCUCUGCACCGUCGACAAGCCCCGGGAACUCCAGAGUAUGACUGUCACGCCGAUUGUGGAGCCGUGAUCGUUGAUGGCCGAACCCAAGGCUAUUGCAAUUCAACCAACUUCACGACUUCACUGAACGAUUGCCUUGACUGUGCACUCCAAUUCAACAUCUGGCAGUACUAUGGCAACAGCGUCGCGCAGGCGGCUCAGGGCUGCGGACUCGACGCGACACCGGUCCCCGCCAACGCGACCUCCGCGGCGAACGGCACCUCUUCUUCAACCACCACAGCUUCCGCCACGGAUUCUGCGAGUCCAUCUGAGACGGCCCAGGGAACAGCUGCCAGCUCGUCCGCUGGUUCGGGUGCAACGGCAGGGUCCUCAACCGCCGCAUCUGGUAGCUCCGGAGUAUGUCACAUCACACACCGAGAUCAGAGUUUCUGCUAACCCCGAGCGUUCGCCUCGUCAGAGUGCCACAGCUGCUUCGUCUGGUGCUGCAGCGUCAGCGACUUCUGGCAACGCAGGAAGUCGUGCAGUUCUGACCGGUGGGCUGGCCAUGAUUCCCCUCGCUGCAGCGAUCGCGGACUUUGUAUAAAUGUCACGGGAAAGGACCUGAAUUUGUGCCUCUGGUGGUAGAUUGGACAGUGAUGAGGGUUGGGAAAAAAAUUAGUCGCACCGGAAUGGUGGAGGCGGUCAUCAUGUAACAUAGGACACAAGGCAGGGCUGUUUGAUAUCGGAAGUGGUUGUCGGCCAAUGAAGCAUCAAGGUGAUAUCCAUGUCCAGGACGACGGCAUCUGCUACUGUGUGUACUCCGUAGCUCCUUGCGAGUUUCCUCACCUAGAACCCCUGGCCCGCCUGGUUUGUGAGAGGCAAUCUUUCCCACGCUAUCGUAGUCCUUGGUCGAUCGCGACAUGUGCUGAGAUGGGUGGGUAGGAAUGACGGGAACGAGAGUACGGGUCAGGGAGGGUCAUGGUCUUGCCUUUGGCGAUUAAGGCGGUGGCACCGAAUACAGCCCGAACAGCAACAUAACCCCAUCCGGGAACUAUACGUACUGUACAGAGAAAAGGUAGAUGGUACCAGAACUAGGGUGGUGGAUCAUAUAAUAAAUCACAUGUACAAGCAUAUGACCUUCAACGGGACCACACGUCGAGUGUUACGAUGAGACGGACGCGUUGGCCGCCCUUUUAUCGAUUCCAAAACAUGAUCCCCUUACUAUGGGAAGACUCAUCCAGGUGUGUACGACAAGUUCCCCUGUCCUCGCGGCGCUCUACGACUCUUUCCUGGAAUCAUUGCUCCCUAGCUCCUCCGUUGAUCUUUGGACGCUCAGCCCCGGACAUUGUCAGGGAAGGCACUAGGCGGUUUGUUCAACGUGUCGAACUGUCACUUGAUGCUUCGCGUGCAGCUCUUCCGCAGGGGCAUCGACCCGAUAGUUCAUCGUGGCACGCAGACCUCCCAGGAACCAAGAGGC
This is a messenger RNA of Exophiala oligosperma, 1825 nucleotides long. RefSeq lists its product as hypothetical. The record is from RefSeq and is a predicted model, not a curated record. The coding region runs from base 295 to 804 and encodes 169 amino acids. The transcript has 2 exons. NCBI's taxonomy places the organism in Eukaryota, Fungi, Ascomycota, Eurotiomycetes, Chaetothyriales, Herpotrichiellaceae.